GAGUCUAGUUCGAUCUGAGCGACGGAUCGAACAGUAGAAUUUUCCGGAACGAAGACUCAGUCUGGGAUUCGUUACUCGAAAGAGCACUUGCGAAACAGUGAGCAACAUAUUUUUCUGGGUGGAGAAUAUUUUUAGAUGCGCCGAAUCGAUAUUCAAUUCGCUUGAAUCAUAAUCGCGAUUUUUUCACUCGUUACUUACGGUCGUAGAAUUUCGAUAGAAAUAUCUCGAGCUCAUAGGACGAUUUGGAAAAGUUUAUUUGGCUUGCCAGCGAUCAACGUUCACAGAAAUAAAUUUAUGAACGCAAAUCAUCGCACAACGGUGCAGGGAAGCAGCUCCGGGUCUCAGGCCAGAUCGAUACAAUGGCCCCUACGAGAACUCGGGUGACGAAAGAGGCGACUAAGAAGAAACGCGGCAACAAAAACUGCUGCGCGGACACUUCGUCGUCGUCGUCGGCGUCCUCGAAUUCAUCGUCGUCGUCGGAUUCAUCGUACACUACGAGCGAUUGCGUUUAUAGUUCGGACACCGAGAGCUCGGAUUGCGAUUGCUCGAACAGCGACUGCUCGAACAGCGAUUGCUUGGACGGCGAUUGCUCCGAUUGCUGGGAAUGUGAAUGCGUACCUCAGAGAAAACGCGGUGGCAAACACAAGAAAAUCCCGAGUCCAAAGGUCUCGAAAGCUGUGGACAGGGACAGGAAAAACAAGAAACACACUCGUCGUCCAAAGUAUGCGUCAUCGAGCGAUGAAUCAUCUUGCGGGAGCAGCGAUGAUUGUUACGGGUGCGAGCCCAAAAAACCUGGCCGCAAGGCUCGGGUCUGAUUCGACUCGAGAAUUAACCAACACCAACGAAAAUUCCACUGACCAAUCAAUCCCAUCGUUCAUAUUUAUUUAUUUUUAUUUUUUACAGACCCAUUUCUUUCGAAUUAUGAAAAUAAGUUUGUGUGCUGGCACCGAAAACCAUUACUGCUAAUUCUAAGUUAUUUUUAUUUUAUAUCUGUCAAAUUAAUUGCGGGAUGAAUGUCGCCCAAAUGAUUGUAUCAAAAUUAAUAAUAAUUAUGAAAAAUGUUAAUUAUCAGAAUUUGUACAGAGCCAAUGGACUAAAUAAAUAAGAGAUUUCUAUGCUAAUUGAAUUUCAGAGUGAGUAAAUAAAAAGGCAAUUAAUUUCUCUCGGUAUUACAAA
Messenger RNA from Venturia canescens, 1176 nucleotides. RefSeq names its product suppressor protein SRP40-like. The transcript has 3 exons. NCBI's taxonomy places the organism in Eukaryota, Metazoa, Arthropoda, Insecta, Hymenoptera, Ichneumonidae. The record is from RefSeq and is a predicted model, not a curated record. Bases 360 to 815 code for a protein of 151 amino acids.